ACAGUGGGGGCCGUACAUAUGGCGAACGAUGAGUUGCCAAACGCGACAGUCGAUAGCAAAACAUGAGAGAGUGCUCAUCGCGCAUCAAUACGCGUCUGCCUAGUGGAGUAAUCGUUAUCGAUCAACGGCUCAGAAUCGACACUUGUCGAUACUUAAUCGAGAUCCUAUCGCGCCGCAUCACGGGCGACUAACUGUGGUAAUUACCUUUUUUUUCCCCCCCUAUCCGCCAGAACGCGAUCUCCACCAGUAAGUCUCCAAUGCGAGAGACCACCGUAUAUAUGUAUGUACAUAUGUUGCGAGAUGUCUGUUGGAUCUCCUCAGUUGCCAUAAAAAGCUUGGAGAGUGCUCGUCGAUCCGGCUGAUAAACGGCGAUAAAACCGAUCGGCGUCUUCCAAGCUCAAACUGACACCUGACACUGAAGCCCAUAUCUAAUCGGGAUUCCAGUUGUAAUCAGUAAACCAUCAGUUACUUAGAGUUCAUAUUAUAUGUGUAUAACUUGCUAAAUCAUUACAUAUAUAUUAUUAGCGUUUGUGUGUGACUUUUUAAAUUCGCCAAGACGCAAAACACAAAAAAUACAUUGCAUAAGUCAGUAAAAUAGCAUCAACAAAAAGUGCUUUUGUUGUCCGAGGAGGUGUCAUGGGGUAAACAUACUCAUACA
Molecule: messenger RNA, 658 nt
Organism: Drosophila kikkawai
Lineage: Eukaryota; Metazoa; Arthropoda; Insecta; Diptera; Drosophilidae
Source: RefSeq, a predicted model, not a curated record